UCACCGUCCAUGGCGGCCUGUCUGCGCUUCACAAGAAGGGUCUGGAAGUCGUUCAUAGACAAUAAAGGUCAUGAUGUCCAGUGCUUUCCGAACCUACAAAUACACAGAGCAGUGCCAGGCGAGCUCGAGGCCUCACUAAAAAUCGAGCCUUACAAUCUCAACCGCGUCGGCACUGUUCAUGGCGGCCUCAUAAUGUCGCUUACUGACACCCUCGGCUCACUCGCCGUAGCAACAAAGGGUCAUUAUAUGACUGGUGUCUCAGUGGAUGUCGGCACCUCGUUCUUGAAGCCCGCCGGAGUACCGGGUGAUAUCCUGAAGGCUCGAGCAACUGUAACAGGCAUCGGGAAAACACUUGCAUUCACGAGAGUCCAUUUUACGAAUCCUGUGGACGAGAUCGUCGCAUAUGGGCAUCACACCAAGUUUAUCGGGAAAUCCCAUGGACAUAUUGAGAACGUCAAAUUCUCUGCAGAUGGCGAGCAGGUUGUAGAGGGUUCAGAUAAGCAAUGAAAGUAGACAAAGACUUCUGCAUAUGUUGUUGUAUAAUUUCAAUACAUAAAAAUACGUAGAUUUACC
Molecule: messenger RNA, 573 nt
Organism: Fomitiporia mediterranea MF3/22
Lineage: Eukaryota; Fungi; Basidiomycota; Agaricomycetes; Hymenochaetales; Hymenochaetaceae
Product: Thioesterase/thiol ester dehydrase-isomerase
Exons: 10
Coding region: 10-507 (165 amino acids)
Molecular function (GO): fatty acyl-CoA hydrolase activity
Source: RefSeq, a predicted model, not a curated record